CGGGCGACAGGCGCCUGGGAUGAUGCCGCCACCGCCACCGCCGCUGCCGCCGCGGGACGGGUUCGGGUCUGGGUCGGACUCAGCCGGUGUGGGGAGCGGGACCGCCCCGGUCGUGGCGGCCACUGCGGGAGCGCACUGAACGGUCGCCUGUCAUGUCCAGGAAGAAGACCCCCAAGUGCAAGGGGGGCAGCGUGCCUGCUGCCUCCGCUCUGCCUGCUGCCAACGGGCCCCGACCGGUGCGUCCCGGGACUACGCACCCUGGCCCCCAGGCGCCGCCCAACGGGCCCCCGCAGUUCGGUCGGCCCUCGCUUGGCGGCGGUGGCGACUUCUACGACGUCGCCUUCAAGGUUAUGCUGGUGGGAGACUCAGGCGUGGGGAAGACCUGUCUGCUUGUACGCUUCAAGGAUGGUGCUUUCCUGGCAGGCACCUUCAUCUCCACUGUGGGCAUAGACUUCCGGAACAAAGUUUUGGACGUGGAUGGAGUGAAGGUGAAGCUGCAGAUCUGGGACACAGCUGGCCAGGAACGGUUCCGCAGUGUCACUCAUGCCUACUACCGAGACGCUCAUGCACUACUGCUACUCUAUGAUGUCACCAACAAGGCCUCCUUUGACAACAUCCAGGACUCCCUGGAUAAGGCACUUGUAAGGUGGGCACCUCUGCCCAACGAAUGGGAGCUUUUUGGAAACGGGCAAUCUACAAGGUGUGGCCUGGAGGGGCCAAGUUUCCAAAAGGGUAAGGUGUGCAAGGAGCACCAGCCCCCAGCUCUCCCCACAGGCUUGGCUGACAGAGAUCCAGGAGUAUGCCCAGCACAACGUGGUGCUCAUGCUGCUGGGGAACAAGGAAUAUGGGUUGCCCUUCAUGGAGACCAGUGCCAAGUCAGGCCUCAAUGUGGACUUGGCCUUCACAGCCAUAGCAAAGGAGCUGAAACAGCGCUCCACGAAGGCUUCCAGCGAGCCCCGCUUCCGGCUGCACGAGUAUGUUAAAAAUGAGGGUCAAGGGUCUUCCUGCUGCCGAUCCUGAACCUAGCUGAGCUCAAUUCCACUCUGGAGGAAGCAGCACAGACCUGGAAGGCUGGACAGAGGAUUUUCAGGCCCUUUUGACUUCACACAGUGGCCAUCCCAGUGGUGUCCAUUUCCAGGACUCCCAUGCAAGCCUCACCCCUUCCUUGUUUAAGCUGUAGUCAUUAAUAUUCAGUCCCAACAUGCAGGCUUCAAAGCCAUCACAGAAAAACAAAGGUCUUGAGCCCAGGAGGGGGCGCCCAGCAAGUGUACUGACAAGAAUGAAGGGCUUUGCUGCCCCCUGCCGGGCACUCCCAGUGUGCCACAGGCCAGCAUAUACAUUACAGCAACUGACCUUAGAAAAUUCAUGCCUUCAGCCAGACGCUGUUUAGGCAGGAAUCCCCAUACUUGGGACAGAGGGCUUCACUGAUAACAACAUCCUGUAUUUGUGUGCGCUAAGGUCCAGAGCCACCCACUCCCAGCUAGGAAUCUCUGGUUCACCAAAUGGAUCCUCUCAUGUGACCCUGGAGGACACCAAAGCUGUGAUUUUUAAUACAGGGAACAGCAUAUGGGAAAUCACAGUAGUGUCAGGAAAUUAGGACCAACAGCCCUAACCUACUGACCAGGGUACCAACUUAGCAGGUCAGGGCACCUGCUCACAACUAAAGCCUGUGGUUGCCAAGCUCUCUCCAUCUUACAUGAAGUUAUCAAACCUGUCUUUUGAUUGUGAGCCUGUCUUUUUUCCAGUCCUAGUAAAUAAAGAUGUGUUUUUCUGGAA
Messenger RNA from Marmota monax (woodchuck), 1776 nucleotides. RefSeq names its product RAB26, member RAS oncogene family (gene Rab26). Lineage: Eukaryota; Metazoa; Chordata; Mammalia; Rodentia; Sciuridae. Gene Ontology annotation, molecular function: GTPase activity; GTP binding. The record is from RefSeq and is a predicted model, not a curated record. The transcript has 8 exons. Gene Ontology annotation, cellular component: endosome; Golgi apparatus. The coding region runs from base 153 to 983 and encodes 276 amino acids.